AUGUCCGACCUUCCGACCCCCGACAUUUCCGUCUCAGACCUCUCCUAUACUUACCCAAAUGGUAAAAAGGGCCUUUCGAAUGUAUCUUUCCAUGUUCCAUCCUCUUCCCGUACUCUUCUCAUCGGUUCCAACGGGGCCGGAAAGUCUACCCUACUAAGGCUUCUCGCGGGGAAAACACUCGCUCGGGAUGGAAAGAUUCUAGUCGGAGGCGUUGAUCCAUUCAAAGAAGGCCUCGAGGGUGUGACCUACCUCGGUGUUGAAUGGGUCUUAAACCCCAUAGUUCGUACCGAUAUAUCGGUCACCGAACUACUCCACUCAGUCGGUGGCUCGUAUUACACCGAACGACGAGACGAAUUAAUCUCAAUUCUGGACAUUGACGUUGACUGGCGCAUGCAUGCCGUCUCUGAUGGUGAGAGACGUCGGGUUCAGUUGGCCAUGGGCUUAGUACGUCCUUGGAGUAUUCUAUUGUUGGAUGAAGUCACAGUGGACUUGGAUUGCCUGGCUAGAUGGAGGUUCCUGGAUUGGUUGAAGCAGGAGACCGAGAAGCGAGGGUGUACUAUUCUCUAUGCUACGCAUAUAACUGAUGGUCUGGCAAACUGGCCUACUCACCUUGUCCGUAUGACUCUGGGCGAGACUCGUAAAUGCGGUCCGAUCGCUGAGUUCUUCCCACCACAAUCAAGGGCUGAAACUUCUCACGUUGAAGAUGCAGUUAUCGGGAGAAAUUCAUCACUCCUCGAUCUUGUUAUGCGCUGGCAAGCCGAGGAUCUAGUCGAAAGAGGCCCACGGCCUUCCGCAAAGAAGUUACAGAAGUCUUCAUCUUAG
Molecule: messenger RNA, 822 nt
Organism: Orbilia oligospora ATCC 24927
Lineage: Eukaryota; Fungi; Ascomycota; Orbiliomycetes; Orbiliales; Orbiliaceae
Exons: 4
Coding region: 1-822 (273 amino acids)
Molecular function (GO): ATP binding; ATP hydrolysis activity
Source: RefSeq, a predicted model, not a curated record